AUGGCUGGAUUGUUCUGUUUUCCUCCUCUACGCUCGACAAUUAACGCCCCAAUUCUUCCACACAAUGGGAUUACGCGCCCAAAUGACCCUAUCAUAUAUCACCCAUUUCCAUUUUCAACACGUGCCCAGGUUGUAUCCAGAAAGGAUCGUUCACGCAGCAGAACCAGGGCUCUAAGGGAGUGGCAGGAAUACGAGGAGGCGGUGAAGCAUAAAGACCUGGCCAAAGCUCUCAGAUUCUUGAAAGAUAUACCCAUUGAAUCUGAAAAUUCUUUGAUUGAGUCAACCCAGUUGUCGGGUGGUGAGUUGGGUUUGUUUGGAUCAGAUAGGGAUUGGGAGGUUCUGGACACGUGCUUGAAUGCUGAUGAUAUGAGGCUGGUGGGUAGUGCUUAUGCUUUUCUGAAAGACAGGGGGUUCUUGCCCAAUUUCGGAAAAUUCCGCAAUAUUGUAUUGGAGGGACCAAGAGAAGUUACACCAACUGUGUUGAAGACUUCAACUGGUUUAGAAGUGUCAAAAUUUUCACCAAAAAAAUGGGGUGUUUCUGGAAGCUCUAGUGUUGUUUCGAUCUUUCUGUUUGCUGGAGUGUCUUUUCUUCUGAAUCAAGGAAUAGAUAUCAGACCUAACCUAGCAGCAGUAUUGGGGCUGGCCAUGUUAGAUGCUAUUUUUCUUGGUGGUUCAUGCUUAGCCCAAAUCUCAAGUUACUGGCCUCCAUAUAAGCGUCGCAUUUUAGUGCAUGAAGCUGGUCAUCUUCUUGUAGCAUACCUGAUGGGUUGCCCAAUUCGAGGUGUAAUUUUAGACCCAAUUGUUGCAAUGCAAAUGGGCAUUCAGGGGCAGGCAGGAACUCAGUUUUGGGAUGAGAAACUGCAAAAUGAGCUUGCUGAAGGCCGUGUUAGUGGCACUGCCUUUGACAGGUAUUGCAUGGUUCUCUUUGCUGGGAUUGCAGCAGAGGCUCUCGUCUAUGGGGAUGCUGAGGGUGGAGAAAACGAUGAAAACCUUUUUAGGAGCAUCUGUGUUCUUCUGGAACCUCCACUCUCUGUUGCACAGAUGUCAAAUCAAGCGCGUUGGUCGGUGCUUCAAUCUUACAAUCUGCUCAAAUGGCAUAAACGUGCUCACAGUGCUGCUGUCAAAGCUCUUGAAAAUGGAAGCAGUCUGAGUGUAGUCAUACGGAGAAUUGAGGAAGCCAUGUCUUCUAUUUGA
Fraxinus pennsylvanica is the source of this 1194-nucleotide messenger RNA. Lineage: Eukaryota; Viridiplantae; Streptophyta; Magnoliopsida; Lamiales; Oleaceae. The record is from the annotation of a GenBank genome assembly.